AUGAUCUCGAUCAGUGGGCCCGAUGCGGGGGAUACCUCAUCACUUUGCCAAUUCCAAGGCUUCGCACUCCAAAUGUUUCCGAUCGCCGACGUACUCUGGACAUUCGCCAUGGCCUUGGAUACAUAUCUUGUUGUCUUCCAUCGAUUCGACACGCACUCCUUGCAAAAGCUUGAAAGAUGGUACCUGUCAUUGAUUACAGUACUCACAUUUAUUCCCGCCUUAGUGUUCCUCUUCAUCCACACGCCCGCCAAGGGCCCGAUCUAUGGUAGUGAAACCAUAUGGUGCUCAAUUUCGCCGAACUGGAUGCUCAUUCGAAUUGUUCUCUACUACGGUCCUGUUUGGCUCGUCAUCAGCGUUGUCUUAAUCUUCUAUUUCCUCAUCGGCGUCGAGAUAUCCCGACUCCGAGACGAAUUCAAACUGACCGAAGACGACCAUAUCGCACUCACUUCCAACCUCUCCUCCCAAGCCCCCGCCUUCGAAAACCCGACCGGCACAGUCACUACAACCGUCGAAGCCACGAAACCGAAGAUGACACAGACGUCCGACGUUCGAGUGACCAGCGAGACAUCCGUUGAACAUAUAAUCACUCCCCGCCUCGCGUCAUCGAAGCAAUUUCCUAUAAAUUACAAUGCACCCACACAGCGGCGCAUGUCAUUUAAGCAAUACGUCCUUAUGCCCUCGUUAUUCUUCCUGGCUCUGUUAGCGACUUGGGUGGCGCCGACCAUCAAUCGUGUUUCGGCUUUUAUUCGCCCUGGCUACGAGUCAUAUCCCCUUCUGUUGGCCGUUACGGACUCCAUUAACCAGAGCUCCGGAUUUGGUAUUGCUAUUCAGAAACCCCCCUCGACAUGGGACAUAUCAACGCUUGACCCCUGA
Penicillium argentinense is the source of this 873-nucleotide messenger RNA. RefSeq names its product putative cAMP receptor (Car4) (gene gprI). The record is from RefSeq and is a predicted model, not a curated record. Gene Ontology annotation, molecular function: G protein-coupled receptor activity. Gene Ontology annotation, cellular component: plasma membrane. NCBI's taxonomy places the organism in Eukaryota, Fungi, Ascomycota, Eurotiomycetes, Eurotiales, Aspergillaceae. Bases 1 to 873 code for a protein of 290 amino acids. The transcript is spliced from 5 exons. Gene Ontology annotation, biological process: adenylate cyclase-activating G protein-coupled receptor signaling pathway.